AAAGGUAAUGAGAUUUCUGAAUGUGUUUCUCUCACAAAGCAUCCGUUUAACCGGGGGGAGACAUGCUCAUAAAAAUGACGGAACACUAAUCAUCUCCGCAGUGAGUCUCAGCAGUUUUAUGAAAUAAGUUUGUCCCUCAUUACAUGCAGCAACCGGAGUCCGGGAAUGACAUUUGUUGCCACUAGCAGGAUGGAGUGGCUGUUCCAGCGAUGCCAUAAAGAAGUAUUUUUCUCUGGGUUUCGCUCAGUGCUGCUCAUGUCAUGUUUGCUCUGGGCGUGACCAGUGCUGUGCUGUGCUGUGCAGAGAACUCUUGGUCCUGUCCGUGUCCAUGUACCCCGGGUUGUGGUCCAUUGGGGUCCAGCUUCAUUCAGCCUUCACAGGGAGCUACGCACCAGGCCACCACUCCCUUCUUCUUAUCAACAGCCCCAACGAACUGGCAGCUAAAGACAUUGGCAGGGUGAUUAUGGAGAGGCGGCUGGCAGCCAGUAUCAACAUUCUCGCCAGGACCUCUACAAUGUACUACUGGAAGGGUGAAAUCCAAGAUGCAAGUGAAGUUCUGAUGCUGGUGAAAACAAAGACCUCCAGGAUCCAGCAGGUCAUGGAUUUUGUAAGGUCUGUCCAUCCCUACGCUAACCCAGAAGUCCUCAGCUUCCUGGUGGAGGACGGCAGUCUGGCUUACAUGAAGUGGAUGGAUGAAGCCAUUCCAGACGACUGAUACGUUUGUGAAAUCAAAGAAAAGUUCAACAUGGACUGCAGCUGAACAUGGAAAAUGAGCCAUGUGUACAGGUUGAUGUUUGAAGGCUUUGGAUCGAGGGGUUCAGAAAGCAACACUAGUUGCACUAGAUACAUGACAUUUAUACUUUUUGUUGCUCUGACCUUGUCAUAGCAAAUUCCACUACUACUGUGGAGAUUUGAUUUCAACUUUAAAGUAUUUUGUGCCACAUUCUCAGAAGGAACUUACCUCUGUUUGACUGGCAUCUUGUCAGUUUUAAGUCAGUUUGCAAAGUAUAUUAAUCUGGUGUUAACGAUAACAGUACCUCAGCUUUGUGCUAAGGGAUUCUCAGUAAACUCAUUGGUUAAAUACACUCCAAGUUGUCUAGGUUUAGAAAAUAAUAUUGGUAUCAGUACAGGAAUCACCAGUCUGUAUCAUGCAUUUUAGUCCUCACUUUUCACUACAUCAAUGCAUUUUUGCAUAUACAUUGCUGAAGCAUUUAUACAAAUACUGUCUUCUAAAAGCAGUAAUCUUUGAAUAGUGGCAUUUGAUGAACCAUCUCCUCCUCUAUUUUAAUCACAUUUACAUUUAUAUUCUAUUUUAUUUGGUCUAGUUUUACUUAGGUAUUCUUUUAAGAUGACACAUCUCUUUUCCUUUUAACAAACAUUGAGGUUUGCCUUACAGGUUUAAUGGUUUAAAUGAUUAAUAUAAUAAUAGUGUUUCCUUUACUGGAAGGCGGCACACAACUGUCUGCCUUGAGAAAUAGAAUUGUAGUGAAAGGUCGGUGUGUCAUAAAAGAACAAUACUGCUGAAUUUCAGUACAACUCUACUCCAGGUUAGCCCUGUUUGUACCAAUAAAACAUUGAAUACCACCUUGUAGAACCUCAGAGAAAACUACACAGUACUACUGAUAAUACAUUAACAAACAGAUGUGACCGACAACAUUUUGCGUUAUUGUACAUUUUGACCAUUUCUCCAUUGUUUUUAUCAUGAAUAUAUAAAACAUUAUAUCGUUUUGUAUGUAUAAUGAGGGACUGAUGCUGAUCAGAGCAGCCUGGCUAAAUAACUUAAAUUGAAUAACAAAAACAAACAAUCAACACUCUGAUACAGGUGUGCGUUGCAGGGCUUGCCUGAAAAUGUUCUUACUGUGGAAAUAAUAAAGGAUUAUGUUAUUUUAUCUUGUUAACUGGAUCUUUGAUACAUGACCACAGAGGUUUAAUAAAAAAAAAUUAAAAAAGGAAUAUACAUUACAAUAAAUCUGUUACACCAAUCCAUACUGUGUUUGCAGUUACAGGUCAGCCUUGCAUGCUUACCUCAUUAUACAAAAGUAAACUUUAAUCCUCAGUCUGCAGAAAAAGUGUUUCCGGCAUGAGGUCCCAACAAAGAAACUGCAGACCGGGUUUAGUCGUGUGUUGUGUCUAUAGAGCCAGAAUAAUCCUCUGCAUCAGCUCCUGGGAUCAGGCCAUUUGAUGGCGUGUGUGAAUGUGCGCAUUUGUGUGUAUAUGGGCGUACCCAUUCACAUCAAUGCGUGUGUACAAGCCAUGUCACAGGCUAUACUUACAGGAAGUAUGCCUUUGUGAGUUGUUACGGUUGACUAUAACAAAUUCCACUGUAAUAUGAAUAUUGCAUAAAGAUCAAAAGUAUACUGCUAUUUGGUUAGGUGUUCACUAGAUGGUGGUGUUUCAAGGGCAUAAAAAUACUGUUUCUAGACAUUAACAUGUAGAUCCUGCUAUAUUACUGCAGUAUCUUUUUUUUGUCCGAUAUUAUAACAAAAACACAAUCUGCUCAUUUCCCAGCCCAAUAUUUUCAUUCAGGGUUGAGAAGUAAGCUGCAACUACUACCAAGAACUAGUUUGAAAGAAUUUUUGUAAUACUUAAUAUGAAACGACGUUCAAUCUUGUAGUGAGCUUGAAGUUUCAUUUGACUAAAAGCAUGAUGUGUCUUUCCUAUAUUUGUAUCACUAUUAUUGCUAUAAUAAUACCACACUUAAUAAGCACUGCACACACAUAAUUAAACAUUUGAAUAUAAACUCUCACUAUUAAUUAUCUAUCGACUGUACACUGUAAUUCUGUAAAGACCCUCUACAGUUAAUUCAAGCCUAAUUGAUUGAGGCAACUAGAGAAAAAAAACAUAUAUAUGUGUAAUUAAAUUCUCUGUGGGAUGCAGUUAGGAAGAGGAUAAUUAAUCUGAAAGAAACAGACGCUGAUAGCAUGCUCCCACUGAGAAAUCCAAUAAACUGAGGAUAACACACACAAACACACAACUCUCUGAUCGGACAAAGCAAGAAUGGAAAGCUAACCAUUGUGUGUUGUUUUUGCAAAGGUCGGCCUGUAGUGUUGUCAAACUGCGCUUCAAAGCAGGUUAUGGUCAUGGGUAACACAGGCAACACUAUAAACAUUAUCCCUUACAUUAUUAGUAUGGAAAAGGCAGAUCUGAAAGAAGUACUUAAAUCAUUUACUUAAGUGAAAUUAUACAUAGUUUGUCUAAAAAUACUCCAUUACAAGUCAAAGUUAUUUAAUCUUAAUGUUUCUUAAGUAGAAGCAAAUAAGUAUUCAACAAAAUGUACUCAAAGUAUCAAAAGUGAAUGUACUCAUUAUGAACAAUGGCUCUUUUGAAUGUAUUUUAAUAUUGUAGUAUAUUAUAUUAUUGUGUUUUUAUCGCUUUCAAGUAGAUGUAACAGACUGUUUGUGCUUGUCAACAAGUUAUUUUAGCAACCCAUCAACAUAUUUUUCCAAAUCAAC
Molecule: messenger RNA, 3452 nt
Organism: Notothenia coriiceps (black rockcod)
Lineage: Eukaryota; Metazoa; Chordata; Actinopteri; Perciformes; Nototheniidae
Product: protein CutA homolog
Exons: 7
Coding region: 329-715 (128 amino acids)
Biological process (GO): response to metal ion
Molecular function (GO): copper ion binding
Source: RefSeq, a predicted model, not a curated record